AUGCAACAAUCAUUAGCGAUAAAAGGCUGCUGUGGAAAGUUGAACCUGCGGAUGGAGAUCAACGUGAAGACAGACAAUAUCCAGAGAGGUGAGGGAUCAGAGGUGUCUAUAAGCUCGUGCACCGACUCAGAGGAUACUCAUCUACAACCGGAAAAAAACCAGACUCCUGCCAAUGACGCAGUUGAACAUAUUACGUUAACUGGUCUCCAAGAACGUCUGGAGGUAGUAGAGAAGAACUGCAGUCAUUAUUUCGAACUAUACAAAAAAUACAGAUUGAGGUGGCUAGAAGAGAACCACCGAGCAGGAAUUCUAGAGAAAUACGCACCUCCCAAUGUGGACAGCUACAGUCCAGCCCAGAUAUAA
Molecule: messenger RNA, 363 nt
Organism: Suillus discolor
Lineage: Eukaryota; Fungi; Basidiomycota; Agaricomycetes; Boletales; Suillaceae
Exons: 3
Coding region: 1-363 (120 amino acids)
Source: RefSeq, a predicted model, not a curated record